CUGGGAUUUGUAUCAGUUCUGAACGAAUACGGCUUGAGAACACAUUGAAAGCUUCUGAGUUUUGUUGUUUAAAUCAUUAAAAAUAACGAAGAUCCAUCAACAUGAAAUUUGCAGCUGUCGUUCUGUUUGCACUCUUCGCAGUGGCCUCUGCUGAAUAUAAGCUACGCAACCAAGAGGAUUUAAUGAAAGCCCGCAAGGAAUGCAUGGAAGCCAAAAAGGUCACACCCGAAUUAAUCGAGAAAUACAAGAAAUUCGAUUUCCCCGAUGAUGAGACCACCCGCUGCUACAUUGAGUGUGUCUUCGAGAAGUUUGAAUUGUUCGAUGCCAAGGAAGGUUUCAAGAACGAUAACUUAGUAGCCCAACUGGGGCAGGGUAAGGACAACAAAGAUGCCGUCAAGACUGAUGUUGAAAAAUGUGCCGAUAAGAACGAACAAAAGUCGGACUCGUGUUCAUGGGCCUUCCGUGGCUUCAAGUGCUUCAUUAAAUCAAACCUGCCAUUGGUCAUGGAUAGUUUGAAGAAGAACUAAGGCGUCCACGGCAUAAAUGCCUGCAACGAGUAUUCUUAAUUUUUUUUCCUUUACGUAUAAAUGACUGCAACAAUUGGAAUACAAAAGACCGGACCACCAACAAUAACAACAACAGCAGCAAUAUGUAUUUAGUAGACAGUGUCCUUAAUUGAAGUGUAUCAAGAUCAUCUGCAAUUUCAAAAGCUUGUGCAACAACAGCAAUAACAACAAUAAUGGAAAUAAUGAAUCAUCAGUAACGUCCUACAAUCGUCAAUUAUUUUUCUCAUCUUACAUGUAUUUUUUUUUAAUUUAAAUUAGGUACCAAAAAAAGCGCAUCAGUUUGUUUUUUAAUAAUGUUCGUUAUGUUUAACAAUAAAUAACAAAAUCAAAGCACACAUUUUCUAAAAAACAAAAACACA
Stomoxys calcitrans (stable fly) is the source of this 925-nucleotide messenger RNA. RefSeq names its product general odorant-binding protein 99a (gene Obp44a). Gene Ontology annotation, molecular function: odorant binding. The record is from RefSeq and is a predicted model, not a curated record. Gene Ontology annotation, biological process: sensory perception of smell. The coding region runs from base 102 to 527 and encodes 141 amino acids. NCBI's taxonomy places the organism in Eukaryota, Metazoa, Arthropoda, Insecta, Diptera, Muscidae. The transcript is spliced from 2 exons.